Molecule: messenger RNA, 1773 nt
Organism: Coccinella septempunctata (seven-spotted ladybird)
Lineage: Eukaryota; Metazoa; Arthropoda; Insecta; Coleoptera; Coccinellidae
Exons: 1
Coding region: 1-1773 (590 amino acids)
Molecular function (GO): catalytic activity
Source: RefSeq, a predicted model, not a curated record
AUGAAUUUUGGAACAUGGAACGUACAAGGAAUGAAAGAUAAGGUGGUGGAAAUCUCCCGAGAAUGCGAAAGUCUUAGGAUGGAUAUUGUUGUUUUAACGGAAACAAAGAAAAAAGGAAUAGGAUCAGAAAUUUUAGAUAAUUAUGUACACAUAUUCGGAGGAGUUCCAAAAGAUCAAAGAGCCAAAAGAGGCGUUUCGCUAUUGAUUCACAAAAAACACAAACAUAAAAUAACAGAUUUUGAGUCCGUUAGUGAAAAUAUCAUCCGGGUCAAUAUGAACCUGUUUCAGACUCCAGUGACAAUCUUAGGCGUAUAUGCAGUAUCCAAUGAUGAGCCCUCGAAUAUUAAAGAUGAAUUCUUUGAGAGAAUGAACGACGAAAUAUCUAAGAUAGGAAAAUCAAGAGAGGUUAUUCUGCUUGGAGAUCUGAACAGUAGAGUAGGACAGAGGGUGCAGAGCAAAGUGGUUGGUCCAUAUGGGGAGACAACACUCAACGAUAAUGGUGAAAGACUAAUUGACAUAUGCGACAGUCAUCAACUUAAAAUACAGAAUGGAUUCUUCAAACACAAAGACAUUCACACUUACACUUGGGUACAACAUACGAGAAAUUUAAGAUCUAUUAUUGACUAUAUAAUAACAUUACAGAACACCAGAGUGCAAGUGAAGGAUGUUAGAGCUUACAGAGGUGUUACAUGUGGGUCAGACCACUACAUCGUUAGAGCCAAGAUGUUGUUUCCUUAUAAACAUGUAAAUCUUAGGAAAACUCGAUUAACCGAUGAGACUGAAGAAAUUACCUCGAAAAAUUAUAACACUGAAGGCCUGAUGCAUGACAGCAUACGAACACUAUACCAGCAGAGAUUAGAUCAGAAACUGGAGGACUGGACUGAGAAGUCUGUAAGCGAAGUGUAUCGGAACAUAAUAAAUAGUAUUCAAACAGCAGCGGAGGAAUCCCUUGGUAUUAAGAACAGAUUGCAAAAUAAUAAACUUUGGUGGAAUGACGAAAUAGAAGAGUUGAUAAGGAGAAAAAAACAGCUGUACCAAAAGUGGCUGAAUACACAAACCGAAGAAGAUAGAGGAUCUUAUAUGGAAAUGAAAAGAUUAACAAGGCGGACCAUUUCAGCGGCGAAAAGACAAAUGUGGGAUAAGAAAUGUAUGGAGAUCAAUACAUACCUGGGAGGAUCUGAGUGUUCCGAGACAUGGAAGUUCAUUAAGAGAGUUAAAUCCAGUGGAAGAAAUCAGGCAGGAAUACAGAUAAUACCGACGGGAAAAUGGAUAAACCACUACGAACAACUGCUGACAGAGAAUAGAAGUCAAUAUAAUACGAUCUCACCGUCAGAAAUAUCGGUCAAAGGAGAGGAAAUAAACAUCGACGUUGCCACACUCGAAAGGGCUCUAACUAAAUUGAAAAAUGGCAGGGCGACAGGUCCAGAAGGCAUACCAGCAGAACUGAUAAAAAAUGGAACAAGAAAACUCUUCGAAGCCCUGACCUGGUGUGUGAACAAGUUCAUAAAUGGUGCUCCAAUACCAGAACAAUGGAAAAUAGCCUAUAUUUCCUCAAUACAUAAGAAGGGAGAUAAACUGAACUGUGGUAAUUAUAGAGGCAUUUCAGUGACGAGCACAAUGAGUCGCCUCUAUGGAAGGAUUCUCCGAGAUCUUAUAGAAUCCGAAUACAGCGAUCAAGAGGAGGAGGAACAAUCUGGGUUCAGAGCUGAUAGAACAUGCACUGAUAACUUUGUUUGUUGGUAUAUUUAUUCCAUUAGUUUAUUAUUGUAUUAG